UUUGCGGGGAAGUUACCACCUCUUCCCCAGACUUUGUACACACACACACACACACACACACUCUCAUCGGGGUUUUACCAAAGCAGCAACGGGGAAUAGAGAGCCAGGACCGCUUGUGAUGCUCUGUUUCUUUCUGGAUUUGGAGGGAAAGAAGGUUCCGCCCGAAGCUUUCUGUGUGGACUGAAGCGUUUCAGGGGGGGGGGGGGACAUUUCUUUUCAUCACGGACCGGGCCGGCCAAAUGAACGGUUCAGCCUGAGGGCCGAAGACCGUCGCGGGCCCUGAUCCAACAGCGAAGGGAGAGGAGGACAGAGAGGCGGGAUCCUUUAUCUAACUUCUCUCACACCGCCAGCUCCACACGACGACGGGCUUCGAAGCCUGAUUUUGUGGUGGGAGGGAUUUCAAAGUCAAGGUCGCCAUGGACGUGAAGAAAAAAGAGAUGGACCUCUUGAGCAACAGCAUCGCGGCGUAUGCACACAUCAAAGCAAACCCAGAGAGCUUCGGCCUUUACUUCGUGCUCGGGGUGUGCUUCGGCCUGGUGCUGACGCUCUGCCUCCUCGUCAUCCGCAUCUCCUGCAGGCCACGGACCAGCCUCGCCGCCGCCCCCGCCGCCGCCGCGCUGGAGAAAAAGCACCACAAGGGCCUCGGCGAGGACGAGGAGGACGAGGAGAGCGACGACGAGGACGAGGACGAGGGCGAAGACGGGGCCGACGUGGAUGCGGCGGCCGCCCCCCCGCCCUGCACCGAAAUCCCCACGGCCGGCCGCGGCGGCCAACCCAACGGGGCGCUGAGCGUCAACGUGUUCGCCUCGGCCGAGGAGCUGGAGCGGGCCCAGCGGCUGGAGGAGAGGGAGCGCAUCAUCCGCGAGAUCUGGAGGAACGGCCAGCCCGACGUGCUGGGCUCGGGGACAGGCACCAUCGGCAGGGUGCACUACUACUGAGACACGCCGGGGCUUCCAGGGGACGGGCCUCCCCCCCCCCCUGCCCGCCAACUCCUGUGAGACGUCGCAAGGAGGCGGGACACACCUUUUUGAGGUGUGAAAACGGGUAAAAGUAUGAACCCAAGAGGUGUCUCUGAGGCUCAUUGGUCCACGUGGACACGGUGCAGUGGGAAUGCGGGAGCUGACGGACACUCGAAGCAAUCGGUCCGUGCGAAACGCACGCCGCUCAGUGGCGGACGCCCGGGUCGGGUCGGUCUUGGUCGGAGGUGGGAGAUGAAAAGCGGAUUGUUGGGACAACGUAGGUAACGUUGCAAUGAAGAAAGGACGAUCUCCUCCUGGGAAGGGAAACAGUCCUUUUCCUUUUCAGUCGGAAAGGAAAAGAGAAGGAAGUUACACACAAACACAUAUUAUUCAUCGUGGGGAGUCAAAUUACGUAAUUUGACGGGAAAGAAAAUUAAAGUAUUAAAGUAUUAUGCUUAUUAAAUCCUUUGCUGUUGUUUCUCUUCAUAUUGCUUGGGGCCAUAGAUUCAUAAUCAAGGCUUAAAUUUGAGCGUUGGAGAACAGACACGCACGGCCCCCAAAAGGGGCAGACAUCGCCCUGGCAACCGGGAGAUCCCCCUGGCAA
Molecule: messenger RNA, 1563 nt
Organism: Pungitius pungitius (ninespine stickleback)
Lineage: Eukaryota; Metazoa; Chordata; Actinopteri; Perciformes; Gasterosteidae
Gene: eva1ba
Product: eva-1 homolog Ba (C. elegans)
Exons: 4
Coding region: 417-938 (173 amino acids)
Source: RefSeq, a predicted model, not a curated record